GGGGAAAAGGUAUACAUAGUUUGUAUUAUAUUGUAUGUACUAUAAUGUUCUGUUGUAGUGGUGUAAAUAGUCAUGAUUAUUAUGGACAGCAUGCAACAAAUAGAUUUUAAUUUCUUUAUAUAAAUGUAUCAUCUAUAACUAAUUAUAUUGUAUGAAAACUUUGCAAUGAUAUGAAUAAUCUGGUAUUUGGAGUUGGCAUAGGACUAUUUGUUAUUUUGAUUCUGUGGGCUAUAGCUUUGUUAAUAUUUAUUGUAUCAUUAAGAGUUGAAAAGAAAAUUGGAACUAUUGCAAUAUUGGUUGUUGGCAUAUGUACAAUAGUUUUAAUUGCUUUGCCAAAGACCUCUGAAAAAGUUAAUUCUACAGAAAAUAAGAUAUAUGAUCAUUUGUUCGUUUGGCGUAUUGUAUUACUUGUAUUGUUGACUAUAUCAUCUAUCAUUGGUUUGUUAGGAUAUAUUAAAUUUUCAUUGACAGAAUCAGUCAGACCAGUUCGAAUAUCUAAUUGGGUUUUUUAAAUAUUAAUAAAGUUAUUAAUAAAUGCUGCAAUUGAAAAAGGCUAUUUAAUUUUUUUAGCCAAUAUUUUGUCUUCAUAAUACAGACAAUAUUUAAAAUAUAAAAAUGUUGCGUAGUAGUACUACUAAACUUUCAUCAGCUCUGGUGAGACAUAUUUCUUCAUCUUAUCAGAUGAAUAAACAAUUUGAAAUAAAUAGUAAUAGCGAAUUUGUUAGUAAAGUAAUGAAUAGUUCAGUACCAGUUAUUGUAAAUUUUCAUGCUGAGUGGUGUGAUCCUUGUAAGAUCCUGACACCCAAACUAAUCGAGCUUAUAGGACCAAUGGAUAACUUAGAUCUUGCCAUUGUGAAUCUAGAAUCAAAUCCUGAAUUAGUACAUAUUUUUGAAGUAAAAGCUGUCCCAGCUAUUACAGUAAUUUCAAGUGGAUUGGUUGUUGAUAAGUUUGUAGGUUUAAUUGAUAUAGAUAUCAUAGAAAAUUUAAUACACAAACUUACCAAUACUUCUCCAAAUUCUGAAAAUGAUAAGAGACCAAAUGAAACAUGAGUAUUUUACAUAUUAUGUAAAGUAAUAAUUAAAUAUAUUUUUAUUCUAUUGUGCUAUAUAAUUCUACUUCUCUUAAUUUUUCAAAGAGCAAUAGUAAAACAAGAGCAGCGCGAUUGUGCUGCGUGACAUUUAAACGAUUAAAAGAAAUAUUUUAUUACAUGUUUAAAAUGCAACUUGUGAAGUUGCAUGAAAAAGAAAGAAUAAUUAUGUUAAACUAUAACAAAUUUUAUUAAAAUUGUGAAUAAAUCUAGUUUACAAGAAGUAUAUUUACUAUUAUAAGUUAAACAUAAUUAAGAUUUUGAAUUAAUACCGGGAUAAAACAUACGAUUGUAAUUUCAAAAAAGAUAACAUGUUUAUUAUUCAUCAUUUUUUUUUUUUUUUAAUAAUAAUUUGUUAAUUAUUUUA
This is a messenger RNA of Osmia bicornis bicornis, 1455 nucleotides long. RefSeq names its product thioredoxin C-1. The record is from RefSeq and is a predicted model, not a curated record. The coding region runs from base 616 to 1050 and encodes 144 amino acids. NCBI's taxonomy places the organism in Eukaryota, Metazoa, Arthropoda, Insecta, Hymenoptera, Megachilidae. Gene Ontology annotation, biological process: cell redox homeostasis. The transcript has 4 exons. Gene Ontology annotation, cellular component: mitochondrion.